Rhodamnia argentea is the source of this 2093-nucleotide messenger RNA. RefSeq lists its product as uncharacterized. NCBI's taxonomy places the organism in Eukaryota, Viridiplantae, Streptophyta, Magnoliopsida, Myrtales, Myrtaceae. The record is from RefSeq and is a predicted model, not a curated record. The coding region runs from base 220 to 1872 and encodes 550 amino acids. The transcript has 7 exons.
UUUGCCGACAAUAUCUACAUCGUCCUCGAAACCAAAUCUCCGCCUCUGAUCUCACGCACGACGUUAGCCUCUUCGCAAGCGCCUUGCUCAACAACGCUCAUUUCUGGACGGCCACUCCGGAGCUCGUCGCGCUGAUCACGCGCAGGCUUUUCAGCUCCAGAUCCGAUGUCGUAAGCUUCACUCGGUGCCCAAGCAUCGGAUCACAAAGUACCAUCGACAAUGAGGCAAGGUGGAUCCAAGAGAAGACGAGCAUCCAUCCGAUGCGUCCUUCUGGUGUGUUCAAUGUGCACGGGUCUCGGCCUGUUGUUGCUUAGCGCGAGGUCGGUCGAUCCUUCUUCGGACAGGGACGUGCCGGUGAGGCUCCGUUCCAGCACCGGCGACGGGACCGGCGCUGCCGGCGCGGAGAUUGAUGGCGAGAGAGGGAUGAAGGAGAAAGCGAAGACGUGCGCAACGGUGGAGGAAAUGGGGGAGGCUUUCAGGGGAGGUUUCGUGAAGGAAAGCCUCAGAGUCAGGAGAUUAUUACAAGCUCACUUCUCUAGAUAUGGUGCUGCCAGAGUCAGGGAUCUCCCUCCAGAUCAGUUUUGUAGACAUGGUUUUGUGAUGGGAAAAGCAUCAGAGGCAGGCUUUGGUAAUGAAAUGUAUAAGGUCUUGACAGCUGCAGCAUUGAGCAUAAUGUUGAACCGGUCACUGAUUAUUGGGCAAACCAGGGAUAAAUUUCCUUUCGGAGAUUACAUCUCUUAUUCAAACGUCUCCUUCACUUUAAGAGAAGUCAAGCAUCUUUGGAGACGAAAUGGUUGCAUCCAGAAGUAUAAAAGGCAGCUGAAUAUGAGGAUUGAUGAUUUUCAGAAGCCUGCCCAUACAAAUGUCCUCUGUAGCAACUGGAUUAAAUGGAACCAACCCAUCAUAUGGUUUCAGAACACUACUGAUGCUGUGGCAGCUCAAUUCUUCUUGAAAAAUAUACACUCUGAGAUGAGGACUGCAGCUACUGAGUUAUAUGGAUCCCCGGAAACCUUUGAUUCUAGGCCAAAUGUAUAUGGGGAACUGAUGAGAUUUUUAAUAUCUCCUUCAAGUGACGUAAAGGAAGCAGUCAGUUGGGUUCUUCAGGGCAGGCAGGAUCCUGAUAUUACACUGCAUAUGCGAAUGCUAAUGAACAGAUCUCUGAGAGCAGCACAGGCAGCAUUACGCUGCGUAAGAAAGGUCAUAAGCAACCUGCAAUUGUCAAAACCCAGGGUGGUCGUAGUAUCUGAUACGCCCUCUUUCAUCAGGGGCAUCACUCAAAAUAUUAGUGAGUUUGCAGAGGUUUUUGGUUUCGACUUUAAGCAUUUUAAGGGAAAUUUAUCUAUUGCCGAUGCUAAGUUGCAUAAUCUAGACUUCAGAACUAGGGAUUGGGGACCAACACCCCGAUGGGUUGCAUUUGUGGAUUUCUUUCUAGCAUCACGUGCGAAACAUGCUGUUGUUUCCGGAGCUCACCGGCGCAUUGGAACCACCUAUGCUCAGUUAGUUGCAGCCUUGGCUGCUGCAAACAAUCUGGGUGACGAUUCUGUCAGCUCAGAUUUUUCAUUUCUUAGUAGUUUCCAGAGUAACUUGUUGUCUGGAGGCUUGGGAAACCAGGUCGGGUGGGGACACGUCUGGAAUAGAUUUGCUGGCCCAUUGAGUUGCCGUGGGCAGCCCCAUCAGUGUGCUUUUACGCCGCUUCUUCCGCCGGCUUGGUGGGACGGUCUUUGGCAAUCCCCCAUUCCCCGGGAUAUCCGUAGGCUGGCAGCCUACGGCAUUAAACUCUCGGGUUCCGGCACAAGUGACGAGAAUCAUCUCCUCUCUUUCUGUAAGUCCAGGAAAGAGACCGUAAAAACGGUCUCAGUACUCAAAGCGUAAUCAGAGAGUUCCAACUUGCCCUUCCACGGGCAUGCUUUUCGAAGCAGAUUGAUCCUGAAACGAAAUAGAGUCAUUACAUGUCAAGAUGAUGGCAUCCCAAAAAAAAUUUCCCCCACCUUACUAUAUGAGUAAACAUAGCAAUUAAUAUCAUGUAACUCCUCGUGACCUGUAUUUUGUAUCACAAGACUGACGCAAUAAAAUGGGAGAGUAUUCUCAGAUUA